AUGGUUCCCAAUCAUCCCUGUCAUGCUUCUGACCUGGGGGAAGGGGUGAGACAUAAGAUUGUGGAGUCGUGGGAUCAAGAGCACAGCCAGUGCAAGUUCGCCAACUGGAAACCGAUGAAACAACGUAGUGCUUGUCUGGGCCAACAACGAGCAAAGGACCGUCUAUCGGUCGAAAAGUGCUGGGCCAAAUAUAUCGGCCAACCACAGCACAUGGCCGAAGGGUUUCUUUUCCACUCGUCUGGAGGUCAUCAACAACUUCCCUACAACAAGAAGAUGAAGAUGACCGUGGAGGUUGAAAGGCGGUGGUCUGGUGACGUCUUCGGAAUGACCUCCACUAAUGGUCAGUCCACGUCCCGCCAUACAUCAGUGGAAAUCCGCAGCCAUAGUCCGGUGCGCAGCUUCUUCGACUUUGCCCUGAAUCCGGGGAGUGUGGCCUUGGGUAUUUGGAGGGUCGCGUCCAAGGCUGUGCUGCAUAGAGAACUGCAUUCAAUCCCCAUCCACCUGGCCAACCACCACCGAACCCCUGAUUAUCGGCCAUACGGUUCCGCUGCGGCCUGUGACUGGAACGGCUACGUGCAUUGUGUUCGGAGCAAGACGUUGGAUCGAUUCCGGUUGGGUCAACCAAUUUGGAACAACCGGGAUGUCGGCAUGGCUGAUGGCGACCAUACGUUACCCACCAUCACCAUCAUCGGCAUCAUCGGCAUCAUGGCCGGUGGCAGCGCCAUAGUGCAUCGUGACUGCGGGCAAGUCAAGACGCUGCACUUAUGCAUAUCGCAGAGAGCUCCGAAUAUCGACCUCGCACUGCUGCAAUCCUGA
Molecule: messenger RNA, 816 nt
Organism: Sodiomyces alkalinus F11
Lineage: Eukaryota; Fungi; Ascomycota; Sordariomycetes; Glomerellales; Plectosphaerellaceae
Exons: 7
Coding region: 1-816 (271 amino acids)
Source: RefSeq, a predicted model, not a curated record